AUGGCGCCCGCCCUAUGCGUCUUGUGUGGUACUGAACGGGCCCUGAUCAAAAGACCAAAAAACCACCAAAAACUCUGCAAGAAAUGCUUCAUCCAAGUCUUCGAGGAUGAGGUGCAUCACACCAUAACCAGUUCCAACCUCUUCACCCCAGGUGAAAGAGUCGCAAUCGGUGCAUCAGGAGGCAAGGACUCCACAGUGCUGGCCUCAGUCCUCAAAACACUAAACGAGCGCCACAAGUAUGGCCUCGAACUCGUGCUUUUGAGUGUGGACGAAGGGAUCAAGGGCUACCGAGACGAUUCGCUCGAGACGGUCAAGCGCAACGCCGUGCAAUAUGACAUGCCGCUCAAGAUUGUCGGUUAUGACGAACUGUACGGUUGGACCAUGGACCAGGUUGUCGAGACUGUCGGUAAGAAGGGCAACUGUACCUACUGCGGCAUAUUCCGGCGACAGGCCCUUGACCGCGGCGCCAAGGUCCUGGACAUCAAGCACGUCGUUACAGGCCACAACGCCGAUGAUGUGGCCGAGACAGUCUUGAUGAAUCUGCUUCGUGGUGACCUUGCUAGGCUAUCACGCAGCACGAAUAUCAUGACCGGGGCAAAUAGCGCGUUAUCCGACAACGUGAAACGGAGUAAGCCGCUGAAGUAUGCGUAUGAGAAGGAAAUCGUGCUGUACGCCCACCACAAAAAGCUUGACUAUUUCAGUACAGAGUGCUUGUAUAGUCCAGAGGCUUUCCGCGGUAGUGCAAGAAGCUUGAUCAAGAACCUCGAGAAAGUAAGACCAAGCGCUAUAUUGGAUAUUGUGCGGAGCGGAGAGGACAUGGCCAGGCUAGUGCCGUCCGAGAUAUCUGGGUCUUCCUGUGCCUGUAACGGAGAAGGGGAAGCUACCCAGGAUUACCCAGAAGGAGAGCCCGGAGGGUGUGGAUCGGCAAACGGUAGGAGUUCGGGAGGAGAAAUGGCCGAGAUGGAAGCACAACUUCGCAAGAACCAAGAGUCUGCAGCUCUCGAGGUUGACGUUGGCGCCCUGGAGAACCAGAAGAGAGAGGCCGAUGCUCAAAGAACCAUGAGAGUUCCCAUACGGAAUGCUCCCGCUAAGGGCAAGGGCGGUACAGUUACCAGACAGACCACAGGUACAGCAUCAUCGAUCGACCCCACCUUCCCACCGAACACGUGGCGACUCGACCAACUCACCCUGCUUCUGCCUGCACCUCAAGGGUCUUUAGCCAUGGCCAGUGCUCAGCUAAUGGAGGAGGAGCUGCAGCAUAGUGUGAUGGUUGCAGGGGCUGCUGAAGUCGACAUGGCCGACUAUGGUGAUGCGCCAGUUGAUGAUGCCGACGGCGAUGUCGACGAAGAGAUGGAAACCUCGCACUUGGAGGACUCAGUUCUGGUGAACGGCACAACGGACAAUAAAGGCUUGAUUGAAAGCGUGGAGCCCGACAACUACGAUGAUGCCGACGGCGAAGCUGAGAAGGAUGAAGAGAAUGAGGAAGGCGCCGAAGACUACGGGGAAGACGAAAACGAACAGGAUGAUAGCGACCAGGAUGACGACGAAGGCGACUCAGACCGAGAUGAUAGUGACGCGCCUACAGAAGGUGACCAUGAAGAUGAAGACCUGGACCAUGCAGCAGCAGAUACUCUGAGAUCAGAGGACGAUGCAGAAGAGGAAGACGAAGACGAAGGCGUUGGUGCCGUCAAGAUCAAGCCGGGCGAGACGGAUGACGAAGAUGAGAGUGACGAGAGUGAAGGAUCAGUAGGCCACAGUGAGAGUGCCGACGAGUCUGAUGGUGAGGCCUCAUGGGAUGAAGCUGUCGAAAAUAUCGAAGACGAUGUAGAAGACGAAGAUAAGUUCGACGAACUUGGCGGCCUUUGCAUGUUCUGUAAGGAAGACGAGGAUACGGGCGCAUAUAUCACCUGCAGAGAAUGUGGGGAGAAGUCACACGAGCACUGCGCAAAAAAUAAUUCUGCGUGGAGUGAAAAGCAUAGCACCACAAAAUGGAAAUGUCUAGAUUGCGCAUCAACAGAUCUGGCUGGUGAAGGAGAUGUGGAUGAAGCAGAAGGUGUGGGGCUUGCUUGCUCUCCCAUAACUACAGGAUCGGCCUCUUCGACGCAUGGCGGCGCAGACUCAAAAUCGGGUUGUGAUCUUCCAGACCAAAACCACCCGGCAGUAGACGAGGAUUCCUUGGAUGGUUCUCGCGUGCUCAGAAAGCGCAAGACAUCAUCUGUGGAGGCCGACGAGGGUGUGAUGUCAUUGCGUAAGCGUCGCAAGAACACAUCGGAGACCCGAGGUCAUGAUGAUGGCACAACAGGCACAGAGGACCCUACAAGGCCCCAGUCCUCUCGGUCAUUGAGACCAAAGACGUCUGACUCUGCCCAUGUCAGCAUCGAGAAGAAGACUCGGGAUACAUUUAUCCUAAAGCUCAAGGCCGAUCCUACAGAACUGAGGCGUAUAGAGGCUCGACCACGGCAGAUUCCCAAGCGUCGAGGUGGUCGAACUGGCGGUCGCUCUGGUGGUCGAUCUGGGGGCCGAUUCGGCGGUCGGGGCCGCACAACACGUCCUCCCGCUCAACCAGUGGUACAAAACUUAGUGGCGCCAUUUGCAGCGCCAUUUUCUUCCUCGGCAUUAUAUCAGCCCUUCUUUUUUGACAAGGAAUCAGAAGAGCUCAAAGGCAAGCCGUACGGCGGUAUCCUCGACGAGGCCGAUGCGGACACUAGCAAGACCUUUCCGCAGCCCGAGGAUCGUAAGCGCUUCGACGAGGCAAAACAGAAGGCUGAGGAGGAAUGGCGAGAGAGGAUUCUCAAAAUGCAGGCGACCAUGACAGUCCCUGUCAAAAAAUCGAAAAAACCGUCGGGCCCGGCAAGCCAGAUCGAAUGUAUCGAGUUUGGCGGCUGGGAAAUCGACACCUGGUAUGCAGCCCCGUAUCCAGAGGAAUACAGCAGAAACCGGGUUCUCUACAUCUGCGAGUUCUGCUUGAAAUACAUGAACUCGGACUACGUGGCAUGGCGUCACAAGCUCAAGUGUCCUGCGAAACAUCCCCCGGGAGAUGAGAUUUACCGCCAUGGGUCCGUCUCGGUUUUCGAGGUAGAUGGCCGGAAGAAUCCAGUGUAUUGCCAGAACCUUUGCUUGCUGGCUAAGCUGUUUCUUGGGUCAAAGACGCUGUACUACGACGUCGAGCCAUUCUUGUUCUACGUACUGUGCGAGUACGAUGAGUAUGGCUAUCACUUCGUUGGGUACUUUUCCAAGGAAAAGCGAGCAAGUAGUCAAAAUAACGUCAGCUGCAUCUUGACCUUGCCAAUACAUCAACGAAAGGGAUACGGAAAUUUGCUCAUCGACUUCUCCUACCUUCUCACCCGCGUGGAAAAGAAGACGGGCUCGCCUGAGAAGCCACUCUCGGAUAUGGGCCUGGUCUCGUACAGGAACUACUGGCGACUGGUUCUUUGCCAGUACUUCAUCGAUCACGUCCCUGAGGAUAAAGAAAAACAGACAGGCCUCAGCAUCAAGCAAAUCUCGGACGACACAGGCAUGACAGCUGACGAUGUUGUCGCCGCGUUGGAAGGCCUGAGAUGUUUGGUGCGAGACCCACAAACCGAGUUGUACGCCUUCAGGGUAGAUUUGCCUUUCUGCAGAGAGUAUGUUGAGAAGUGGCAAGCCAAAAAAUACGUGAAGCUCGAUCCACGCUAUCUCACGUGGACCCCGUACGUCAUGGGUAGGGGCAACGCGACGAACUUUGAGCUGGGCCCAGCUCUUAACGCCAUCGCGCCCCGCGAGGAUGAGGAAGAGCCGAAACCAACGGAACCCGCCAUCACGGUUCUUCCCAGCGGGGAGACCUCUGUUGUGUAUGCCGCUGUCACUGCACACAGCGAAGCGAACAACGGCGGCGCAGCCAACGGAGAACCUACCGUGCUUCAGUCCACCGAAGCUAACGAUGACGGGGCAAAGACAACGGCUGAGUCAAAUCUGGAACUUCAACCGAGCAUCGAAGGCGACAGAGAGGUGAGCGUUGCGAAGGAGGUAAUCGUGGACAAGGAGCUUCCCGAACGGAAGUGGAUGCAUCUUUACAAGUCAAUCCCUCCAACGCGUUUUCAAGUGUUUCCUCCGAUAUCCCGCAAGGUUGAGCGGCCUCGAGCGGCUGUCGUACGGAUACCAGUUGCGCAACCCGUGGCUCUUCCGCGCCCUAAGCCUAAACGUCCCGCAGGGCCGCGUCGUUCAGCCCCAGCAAAGAAGCCAAAAAGCUCCACCGCACGGGUUCGUAAGGCGGGCGGAACAGGUCGGGGACCUGGCAGAUGGCCCAAGGGGACCAAGAAGAGCGACUAUGGGAAUGCUGACAGCGGACCAGGAUUACCUCCGGCAUGGAUUGCUGCCAGGCUUGCUGCUCAAGCAUCCAAGAAUAAUGGUCGGGAGGCGAAUGCCACAUCAGAUAGCAAAGACACAGCAGCUGCCAAGGUCGAGGGUAAAGCUGAAGAUACGGUGCAAGUCCAGACGCCUAUUGUCAAGGAUGUCUAG
This is a messenger RNA of Pyricularia pennisetigena, 4497 nucleotides long. RefSeq lists its product as uncharacterized. Gene Ontology annotation, cellular component: mitochondrion; cytosolic tRNA wobble base thiouridylase complex. Gene Ontology annotation, biological process: tRNA wobble position uridine thiolation; regulation of DNA-templated transcription. NCBI's taxonomy places the organism in Eukaryota, Fungi, Ascomycota, Sordariomycetes, Magnaporthales, Pyriculariaceae. Gene Ontology annotation, molecular function: histone acetyltransferase activity; tRNA binding. Bases 1 to 4497 code for a protein of 1498 amino acids. The record is from RefSeq and is a predicted model, not a curated record. The transcript has 5 exons.